Messenger RNA from Ectocarpus siliculosus, 784 nucleotides. Lineage: Eukaryota; Phaeophyceae; Ectocarpales; Ectocarpaceae. The record is from the annotation of a GenBank genome assembly.
AGCACCCAUACGCAACUUUUACAGGGGUGGAAGGCAAAUUCAGUAAAAUUUGCGUGCCGUACAUCGUUUCCCGAGCAAUAUCAACGCGUGGCAGCUGUAGAACACUCGUUCCGGAAGAGCAAGAGGUGAUCUCGAGCGGCGAACCGAGUUGCAUAUAGCUUUGGUCCAAAGGGGACCCCGGGAGCGAGAGAGAGAGAGCCGACACACAAUCCGGAAGCAGGCAGGGGCACACGGACAACAGCGAACCAUGAACUUGCCAGCGGGAUGGGAAAGCGGAACGGAUGCCACCGGACGAACGUUCUACAUGAACCACGAAACCAGGCAAACCCAGUGGAACCACCCGGCCGACCCCACGCCCGAGUCACGACCACCGCCGAGCUACGAGCCCCCGAGCAACGGCCUCUACGCCGAGCAAGGAGUUGUAACCGCCACGGCGGUGACGGCACCCCAGUACGUGGAGACAGUCGGAGCACAACCAGCAGGAAUUCAGUUGACCACGUGUACCCAGGCCGGUCAUCAUCCUCAGGCCGGCGGGGUGGUCACUACGCAGCCCGGUCCUGGACACACAGUGAUUGUGGUGCAGGAGGGGAACCGGAAUAUCCCGCCAAACGCGCCGGAUGGUGGCCAGUGGAAGCAGGAGAGGUACUGCGGGCUCAUCACGUGGCUGGUCGCCCUCUUCGUUGUCCCGUUUAUCGGCUGCUGCAUGCCGUGUUGUCCGUGCGACGAGCGGACAGCUGCUGGGGGGAAAGUAGUCCGUAGUGCGGCGACGGGGCAGCGGAGCUAG